UCUGUCUGCAUCUGCUCUCCUUGGGGACUGUGAAUGUGGGUCCCCGCAGACACCCACAUCAAAGUGCUGGGAUGAGUUCAGUUGCUCGGGUCAUGGAGACAAUAACUCUUAAGGCUGCGGGUUCGAUCCCCGCACGGGCCGUUCACUAAACAGUUGGACUCGAUCUUUUUAGGUGUAGUUCUGAGGCGGCCCCAAGAGCCCAAAGAAGUGUGGGGAUAUGUGGAGGUUCGGAGCAAGGCCCACAUGUUCUGGUGGCUCUACUAUGCAAAUAACCCAACCAAAGACUUCACAGAGUUACCUCUUGUCUUGUGGCUUCAGGGAGGUCCAGGAGCUUCAGGCUGUGGAUAUGGGAACUUUGAAGAGAUUGGUCCAUUAGACAAAGAAAUGAAACCAAGAAAUACAACCUGGUUGCAGGCAGCCAGUAUCUUGUUUGUGGAUAAUCCUGUGGGCACUGGAUUCAGUUAUGUGGAUGACUGUAGCUUGUUUGCCCAAAACCUUACCGCAGUAGUUUCUGAUAUGAUGGUUUUUCUUGGAGAAUUCUUCAAGUGUAGAACAGAAUUCCAGACCAUCCCAUUUUACAUAUUUUCUGAAUCUUACGGAGGUAAAAUGGCUGCUGGGGUUGCUUUGGAGCUGCACAAAGCUGUUCAAAAAGGGACCAUAAAGUGCAAUUUUAUGGGGACUGCUCUUGGAGACUCAUGGAUUUCACCUUUGGACUCUGUGCUGUCCUGGGGGCCCUACCUUUACAGCACUUCUCUCCUUGAUGAUAAUGGUCUAGCAGAGGUGACUGCUGUUGCCAAAGAAAUAAUGGAUGCAAUAAAUAAAAAUCAAUACGGGCUGGCUACUGAGCUAUGGGGCAAGGCUGAAGGUGUCAUUGAAGAGAACACAGACAAUGUGAACUUUUAUAACAUCUUGACUAAGGAGGUUCCAGAAGUGAAAUCAGAUGAACAAGAAAAUCUCCAUCUCAUGCGGCUUUACCAGCGCCAUGUCAGAAAAAUGCAUCAGAACAGCCUCGAUGAGCUGAUGAAUGGGCCCAUCAGAAAGAAGCUGAUGAUCAUUCCUGACUGUGUGAAGUGGGGAGGUCAGUCGAGACAGGUCUUUGAGAACAUGGCUGAGGACUUCAUGAAACCUGUCAUCGAUAUUGUUGAUCAGCUUUUGGCAGCCAAUAUCAGUGUUACAGUCUAUAAUGGGCAGCUGGACCUCAUUGUUGACACCAUGGGCCAGGAGGCCUGGAUCCGGAAACUGAAGUGGCCUGAUUUGGAGCAGUUCAGCCAGAAAAGGUGGAAGGCACUGUAUGUGUCUCCAGAAUCUACUGAGACAGCUGCUUUCCACAAGGCCUAUGAGAACUUUGCUUUCUUCUGGAUUCUCAAGGCUGGGCACAUGGUGCCAGCUGACCAAGGAGAGAUGGCACUCAAAAUGCUCAGGAUGGUGACUCAGCAGCAGCACUAGGGGAGGGGAGGUCAUCUGGUCUGGCUUCCUGUCCAGCACCAGGGCUCUGGAGAAGUGUGAUUCUGGAUCCUAAGCCAAAGGAGGCACAGUGGCUGUUUUGACACACAGCCUCCCUCAUCUUGCUGAUACCGUGCACAAGUGCUUGUGGAAAGGCAUUUUUUUCCUUGAAUGAGUUACUGCUUUUGAAUUUUUAAGCUGUGAUUUGCUGCCUUAACACUGUUCAUAAAUGACUCUUGCAGAGGGAAGUCACCUGUCAUAAAGAACAAACCCUGAACAUUUGCCUUGGAAGGAUUUUGUGCUCUUGCCCUUCCCUGAAUGCACCCUUGUAUGUCUGCACACCAAGAGUAAAACUGAUUUGACUUGAUUUGCUUUGUGUUCCUCUGGGAGAGGUGACCUGCUCCAUGAGGCUGUGGAAUGUUCCUUCCUUUGUCCUAAGGCUUGAGUCACCUGGCUGGAUUACAAGCUCAAGACUGGAAAUGCCAGGACAGAGGACCUGCCCUAGAGGAAUCACAGUUCAUUUCAUCUUGCUGAGGUGCCUGAAUUAGGAUCCAGGAUUCUUCACACUUCCUUUGCUGUGGAGAGAGAAAAACAUCCCACAGAGGAGGAUUUGUCCCUUUUCAUCUGACCAUUUGUUUCUUGUUUCCAUUUUUCUUAAUGCCCACUACUCAAACUUUGCCUUUAUCCUCAACACCUAAAGCGCAUCCAGCAGGAAUUCCUGCUUUUCGGUAUCCUGAAGGAGAAGGCCUGUUAAUACUCUCUUGUACCAAAGAGUCCCAACAGACAGGAGCCUCUUAAAACCUUCUGGGUUUAGCCAGAAGGAAAGGAGCAUUAUUUGAGCAAUAACAGCAGAAUUUUGAAAGAUAAUAGGAGUGUUUAAAAGAAGGAUAUACAAAAUCUUGAUCCAUGUUUUUUAGAGAUUUUUUUAAUGUCUUGCAGAGACCUAUUAUUUUGAAACAUUUUAUAAUACAUAGUCAAGAAGAGACUUGGUCAGACAUCAUUUGACUUCUGCUAUGGAGCAUGAAGUAGUUGUUUCUUACUAGUGUCUGAUAGGAGGCACAACAGCUGUUUCCAGCUGUCAGAAUCCUAAAUAAAUAGCAACCUCUCACUUACUCCAGCCACUGAAACUGUAAUGAAAUUCCUGAUAGCAUUGUCUUAGCACGAACUAAGGCACUGUCCUGGUUGAGGGCAAAUUUGGGAGGGAACUUCAAAAGGGUCCCUCUAGAAAGGAGAAUCAAGCCCUUCCCUCUACUGGUUUGGGAAAAGAUUUCCUUGGAGAAAAGUGAAAAAAAACUUUGUUUAACAAACAAAGUAUUCACAAGCACAAACAUUUAAUAUUAUUAAACAAUAAAACCUCUUGCUGUUCUGAAGAGAUGGCAAAUUCAGAAAGUCCUUGUUGUGGGGUGUAGCUCAGCUUGCUCAAUCUCUUAUCAAUCCCUCCUGUGCUGGAAAAUGCCACAUCCCAGGCCCCAGUGGGCCACAGGUGUGAGCUCCAGUGUUUUCAGUCCAGAGCAGGUUUGAACAGUUCCAAGAAAAAAAAAAAAAAAAAAAAAAAAAAAAAAAAAAAAAAAAAACCAAACCAAAAACAACAACACAGUCCAGGGAACUUCAUUGCCUCAGGUAGCUGAAAAAAAAAGAAAAAAAAAAAAAACCACAACUAAAAAGCAAAGGAGAGCUCUCUCCCAUCUGUGCUGCAGACAACACAGUCCAGGAGAGAAAAUUGCUGAAGCUCUCUGUGUCUAUGAUUUGAUCACAACUGCCUCCAUUUCACUGCUUCACUCUCAGAUCUAGUUUUAAAGGUGCAAAACUGACUUCUGGGCUGAAUAGACAAAUGGGGAUACAAUUCAGCAUCAUAAAGCAAUACUAGGACAGGCACAAAGCUGCGUGAGCACACUUGCAAUCACCCAGCAGCUGCACUAUUGGCACCUAAUAAUUGCUUUCCUUUUUCAAGUUCCCUACUUGCAUUCUUGAGAACUUUAGCAAUGCAAAUCCAGAUUUGUUUUUUUAAACACCUUUUUUCAAUAAAUAGGUCUAAUUCAUCUCUUUUCAGCAUCACAUUGAUUUCACUGCUUGAAAAUGACAUAUUUGCUGUUUUGGCUUUUAGGUGAACAAGGGGAAGUUGCUACCAGUGUGUAAAUUUGCAUAUCUGAAUUCUUUGAAUAUUUUUAAAUAAUUUGCCUAGCAAAUCAGUAUGGUUUUGCCUGGGAAAUAUGCUGGUUUGGGCUGUUAUAAUUUUCUUCCUAGUAGAAAGUAUGGGCUGUGAUUUGGAUUUGUGUUGGAGAUUGUUGAUAACACAGGGUUGUUCUAGUUGUGGCUGAACAGUUCUGACAAGGCCUUUUCUGCCCUCAUCAGACCCUACCAGUGAGGGGUCUUUGGAGAGCACAAGGAGUUGGAGGGGACACAGCCAGGACAGCUAACCCUAACUGGCCAAAGGGAUGUCCCAGGCCAGGUGAUGUCAUGCUCAGCUGGGGGAGAAGAAGGAAGGGGGGACACUGGAGGUGAUGCUGUUUGUCUUCCCAAAUAACUGCAUGUGAUGGAGCCCUGCUUCCUUGGAGACAGCUGCACACCUGCCUGCCCAUGGGAAGUGGUGAAUGAAUUCCUUGUUUUGAUUUGCUUGUUGCCUAUUAAACUGUCCUUAUUUCAACACA
Messenger RNA from Vidua chalybeata, 4091 nucleotides. RefSeq names its product serine carboxypeptidase 1 (gene SCPEP1). Bases 244 to 1446 code for a protein of 400 amino acids. The record is from RefSeq and is a predicted model, not a curated record. Gene Ontology annotation, biological process: proteolysis. NCBI's taxonomy places the organism in Eukaryota, Metazoa, Chordata, Aves, Passeriformes, Viduidae. The transcript is spliced from 13 exons. Gene Ontology annotation, molecular function: serine-type carboxypeptidase activity.